Molecule: messenger RNA, 1149 nt
Organism: Microtus ochrogaster (prairie vole)
Lineage: Eukaryota; Metazoa; Chordata; Mammalia; Rodentia; Cricetidae
Gene: Psors1c2
Product: psoriasis susceptibility 1 candidate 2
Source: RefSeq, a predicted model, not a curated record
GUCACCCAGGUGGCUCCCUAUGGAAUUCCUUAGAUGUCACUGCCUGGGAGGUCCCUGUGUAGCUGAAGAGAGACACUCAGAAGCCUGCACGGUCCGGAGGGAAGUGGGGGAGGGGUUCUGCAGACUGACCCAGGCGUCCUGCCUCCACCUGUAAUUACCAAGCUUCCCCACGCGAGGUUUGUCCCCGUUUUGUGGCUCCCAAUAACUAUGAAGGAUGAAAGGUGGCCUCUGUGAUUACAGAGAUGACAGGUGGGUACCGGUGGCUGCAGGGUGUGGAUGAAGGAGGUGUGGAAACAAGGGUGGGGCCUCCUGGGGUCUGGGUCACUGAUAGGGAGACCCAGCUGAUGGGACCUGGGCUGGGGACUGAAGAGAUGCUACUGGCAGGUUCCUUGUAAACGGGUCCAACCAGUUGGGCUCUGAUGGGGAUUCCACAAGUCACUGGGCUGGCCCCUCCCCACAUGCUGGUCACCUCCUCUACUAUAAAGCCUCUCGGGUUCUCAAGCACCCAGACUCCGAGCACCCCGCAUCGGGGGCCAGUAGACAGCCAUGAUGCUCAGCUGGAAGCUGCUGGGGCUCCUGGUCCUUUGCCUGUGUGCUGGAGGCAUCUCAGGCAGUGAGGACCCCUCUCCCAGACCCACAGAAGCCCAAGAAGAAGAGGACUCCCCAGCAUUGCCACUGGGCCCCCCAAUCCCUGGUGACCCCUGGCCAGGAGCACCUCCUCUGUUUGAUGAGCCUCCACCUCCAGGCCCCAACCGCCCCUGGAGAGAUCUGCCUAAUGCUGGUGCCUGGCCCCCAGAGCCCCCUAGCACUGAUCCCCCUCAGCCUCCUCUGCCUGAUGACCCCUGGCCAGCAGGAACCCAGCCCCCAGAAAACCCCUGGCCACCUGCCCCUGAAAUGGACCACGGAUCUCAGGAGGAACCCGACCUAGACCCGCCCCAGGAAGAGUUCAGAUAGGGAGGAGCCUCAGGGAGCUUGAGCCUCCUCAGAGCACACCCAACCCCACCUCUGCUCCCUGCCUUCUAAUCUCUUAGCUCCCUAAGUCUCUGGUUGGAUUGUGUGCAGGUGUCUGUUCUACCACCUCCCCUUGACCUUGACCUUCAUGUCCAGCUCCCCCUUCAGCUUGACCUCCAUGUCCAGCUCCCCCUUCAG